AUGUCACUUCCUCACAAGAAUGACUUCGGCGAUAGCAAGAGCAUCCAUCAUUGGCUUCUCGCGAAUGAAGGUUCUACCACCGGUAAGGGUUUGGCUCUUGAUCAGGUGCCCGACUCCGAUGGCCCAUCCCGAAUUCAUGACUGGCUUGAGAAGGAUACAUCUGGACCCGAGGCAAAGAGUCUUGUUAGCCGCUUGUGUGAAGAAUGCGUCAAAGGAGCUAAAGCAGCACUAAGAAGCAUCCAAACGCAAAACGCCAUACCCACAGUUGCGUAUCGCAGCCUGGAGAGAAGCGGUAGCUCAUUCAUAUUGUGGGUAGAUGGACACCGGGUCACGGAGGGCCAGCUGGACCACACCCUAGAAAAGUCCCGGAUGCUCCGCAAGUCAUUGCUGAAACUUUUGAUAAGCAUUGGCAGCACUUUGUCUGAUGUUCCUCCGUCGGUGACGCACCCGCGCACGCAAAUUCUUGAACACCUGACUUCCGAGGCUAGAGAAGCUUAUCAAAGCACGAGCGGAAGCUCCGAUAGCGAAGACAGCGACUUCGACGUGUCUUCAGUAUCUGGACCAACCGACUGGGGAGAGAUCGCAGACAACAUGCGGACAGAUGUUGAGUGUCUGAUGGAUUUGGAAUCGCUGAUUGAAUCCCCAUUCAUCGAUAAUCGGAAGGCGAACAGUUUCAAUGAAUCGACGAAGUACAUGAACCUAGACACGCGCUGCCAAUUUUACUCCGACAAAAUCGGCCAUCGAUUCCCCGAAGCUGAGCCAGACCUUGUCGACCGUCUUGCAACGGCUAGCUGGGAUCGCUUUCUGAGAAUUCGAGUGGAGAAAAAUAACAUCGUUACCGAAGAAAACCAUGCUAUGGCCUCAACAGCACUUGUUGUCGCUAAUAAAUCAGAGAAGGGAUCGAGCUUUUACGACUCCGGUCUUGGGACAUCGCUGGCUACCACUUCUGCAUACGCAGAGACAGUCAUGUCUUACAGACAGAACAAUGAUUGCUCAAUCAAAAUACCGCUGAUGCCAGAGGAAGGCAAGAGAGGAGAUCCUUUCGAGUGCGUAGCUUGCGGGCGCCGAGUCACCAUGGCAUCAAAUUCGGGCUGGAAGUAUGAGACAUUUGUACAAUGA
Messenger RNA from Colletotrichum siamense, 1119 nucleotides. RefSeq lists its product as uncharacterized. The record is from RefSeq and is a predicted model, not a curated record. Bases 1 to 1119 code for a protein of 372 amino acids. The transcript is spliced from 3 exons. NCBI's taxonomy places the organism in Eukaryota, Fungi, Ascomycota, Sordariomycetes, Glomerellales, Glomerellaceae.